Molecule: messenger RNA, 8778 nt
Organism: Lagenorhynchus albirostris (white-beaked dolphin)
Lineage: Eukaryota; Metazoa; Chordata; Mammalia; Artiodactyla; Delphinidae
Gene: MDM4
Product: MDM4 regulator of p53
Exons: 11
Coding region: 166-1641 (491 amino acids)
Biological process (GO): negative regulation of apoptotic process; protein ubiquitination; regulation of cell cycle
Cellular component (GO): nucleus
Molecular function (GO): ubiquitin-protein transferase activity
Source: RefSeq, a predicted model, not a curated record
GGGUUGGCGAGGCCGGAAGUUGCGCCCUCACUACUCGCCGUUUCAAAAUGCUGCUGAGGCCUUAGGACCUGUGACUGACGCCCCCUCCCCCCCGGGCUCUGCGGGGGAGCUACUCAUGGAGCGGCCGUAAGAUUUAUCAGCAGACUUCAUUUCACCACUGCCAAAAUGACAACAUUUUCCACCUCUGCCCAUUGUUCAACAUCUGACAGUGCUUGCAGGAUCUCUCCAGAACAAACCAAUCAGGUACGACCAAAACUGCCACUUCUGAAGAUUUUGCAGGCAGCAGGUGCACAAGGUGAAAUGUUCACUGUUAAAGAGGUCAUGCACUAUCUAGGCCAGUAUAUAAUGGUGAAGCAGCUUUAUGAUCAGCAGGAGCAGCAUAUGGUAUAUUGUGGUGGAGAUCUUUUGGGAGAGCUACUAGGUCGUCAGAGCUUCUCUGUGAAAGAUCCAAGCCCUCUCUAUGAUAUGCUAAGAAAGAAUCUUGUCACUUUAUCUACUGCUACUACAGAUGCUGCUCAGACUCUCGCUCUCGCACAGGAUCACAGUAUGGAUAUUCCAAGUCAAGACCAACUGAAGCAAAGUGUAGAGGAAAGUUCCAAUUCCAGGAAAAGAACUGAAGAAGGCAAUAUUCCCGCACUGCCUACCUCACAGCGUAAAUGCAGAAAUUCUAGAGAAGAUGAAGACUUGGUAGCAAAUUUAACCCAAGAUGAGACGUCAAGACUGGACCUCGGGUUUGAGGAGUGGGAUGUAGCUGGCUUGCCUUGGUGGUUUUUAGGAAACUUGAGAAAUAACUAUACACCUAGAAGUAAUGGCUCAACUGAUUUACAGACAAAUCAGGAUAUAGGUACUGCCAUUGUUUCAGACACCACAGAUGACCUGUGGUUUUUGAAUGAGUCAGUAUCAGAGCAGUUUGGUGUUGGAAUAAAAGUUGAAGCUACUGAUCCUGAACAAACAAGUGAAGAAGUAGGGAAGGUGAGAGACAAAAAGGUGAUUGAAGUGGGAAAAAAUGAUGACCUUGAGGACUCUAAGUCCAUAAGUGAUGAUACUGAUAUAGAAGUUACCUCUGAGGAUGAGUGGCAGUGUACUGAGUGCAAGAAAUUUAACUCUCCAAGCAAGAGGUACUGUUUUCGUUGCUGGGCCUUGAGGAAGGAUUGGUAUUCAGAUUGUUCUAAGUUAACCCAUUCUCUCUCCACGUCUGAUAUCACUGCCAUACCUGAAAAGCAAGAAAGUGAAGGAAUUGAUGUUCCUGACUGCAGAAGAACCAUAUCAGCUCCAGUUGUUAGACCUAAAGAUAUAUAUGUAAAGGAAGAAAACUCCAAACUUUUUGGUCCCUGCAACUCAGUGGAAUUCUUGGAUUUGGCUCACAGUUCUGAAAGCCAAGAGACCAUAUCAAGCAUGGGAGAAAAAUCAGAUAACCUUUAUGAACAGAGAACAGGUACAGAAAACAUGGAGGAUUGCCAGAAUCUCUUGAAGCCAUGUAGUCUAUGUGAGAAAAGACCACGAGACGGGAACAUAAUUCAUGGGAGGACAGGCCAUCUUGUCACUUGUUUUCAUUGUGCCAGAAGAUUAAAGAAGGCUGGGGCUUCAUGUCCUAUUUGCAAGAAGGAGAUUCAGUUGGUUAUUAAGGUUUUUAUAGCAUAGCUGAAUCAAUGAGUUGCAGACAAAUAUUAACAGGGCCUGGUCAUAUAUCAAAAUGUCAGUAUUGAGCAUCUCAGUGUGACCCAUUUCAUACUUUCAUUUAUUCAUGGAAACAUUUGUGCUGUAGGACAUAUUUUUGCUUCUAAACUUAUAUGGAAUUUGAUAAUAAGUUCUUUCGAACUAGAUUAUCAAUUUGGAGACACCAGUAACAUUAAAAGAGAAGUUAAUCACUUCAUUCUGUCUUCAAAGAUGAGGAUCUGGCACUUCCCUGGUGGUCCAGUGGUUAAGACUCUGAGCUCCCAGUGCAGGGGGUCUGGUUUGAUCCCUGGUGGGAGAACUAGAUCCUGCAUGCCACAGCGAAGAUUCCCACCUGGUGCAGCCAAAUAAAUAAGUAAAUAUUUAAAAAAAGGAAAAAAAGGAAGUUAUUUAAAAAAAAAAAAAGAAGAUGAAGAUCUGGGAGGGAGCAACUACCAGUACAAAUAGAAAUACAUUCAUUCUUUCAUUUAGCAAAUUACUUGAAGAUUAAUCAUUUCUUUAGUUAAUUUUAUUCCUUACUCUUCUUUUCUGUUAGGGAAUGUUCUUAGGCCUCAAAAUCCAAGAUGGCUAUUAGAAAAAUAUUAAAGCUAACAAUGAAAAAAACAUAAGUAAUUUAUGUAUAAAGUAGAUCACUUUAUGUUGCAUUGUUCAGAGGAACCAAUAUGUUUGUAAAGUGCCUAGAACAGUGGUAGCAAACAUUUUUGCUAAUGUACCUCAAAGAGAAUUUUGAAAAAGUAUAUAUGAUAUUUUGCGUACUUUAAAAAUUGAGGUAUAAUUAGCAAACAAAGUGUUCCCUUCUAAUAGGAUGUUUCUGUCACCUCAGAAUGUUCUCUUGUGCCACUUUGCAGGCAGUUCCUCCACCAUUUCAUGGCUCUCACCUUCGAUUAGUUUUCCUUUUGCACAUGUUUAAUUCGACUUCUAAAUUUUUAAGAUUUAAGUACUUACAGAGGAUGUAUCAUCCAUUAUAUUGUAGAUGUCCUUUCAAGAUAUUUUUGCCCAAACCUUGGAUCUGUAGAUUUAGCUGAUUGAAUUUAUAGAAAAAGUCGGGUCAUAUAAACUGGCAAAGCCUAUUCUCAUUAUAAAACUAAUCAGCCAAAUCAGAUUUCAUUUUCAGUCAAAGUAUUUGACUUUAUUUAAUUCAGUUAAAUGUAUUAUAUACAUCUAUGGCACAACCUCUUCUCAACGACAGUUCUAAAAAAGAUAAGGCACACAGUUUUUAACCAAAGCUCUCUUUGCUUUACUCUUUCCUCCUGUCGCUUGGGAGUCUGCUAGGGGUUUUUUGUCUUUGUUUGAUGCCUCUGAGGUUUUUUACAUUCUGAGGCAAUGCCGCAUAGUAAGAUUUUAGAUGGGUGAGAGGCAGCCUUUCUUCUGAAAACAGUAUAGCAGUUGUGAAAAGGAAAGUAAUUAAAGAGAAAUGAUAGCUCUGAAAAGGCCUUAUCUGAUCACGUAAAUCUUAGGAUAAUACAUAUGGAAAUUGAAGAUCUUUCAGUUGUUUUCCUUACAGAUAUUCUUGUCUGCUUUCCCUGUGGAAAAAAUCUUGGUGUAUGCCUGGGUACCAGUAUGAAUGUAGUCAUUUUGAAAACCAAGGCCCUAGAAUUAUCAAUUUUAAGGCUCAUAAGAAUCACCUGUGUUGCUUGUUAUACGCCCAUCUCAACCCCCGGCCCCAAACACACACACGUGCAUACACUCACAGGAGUGCGUGCACACGCAGACUCUUUGAUCCCUGAGGUCUGGGCCAGGGAUUUCCAUUUGAACAAAUGUUUCUGGAAGCUGACGCAAGUUCACAAACCACACUUUUGGAAGCCCUGCCGUGCCUUAGAAGGAAGGGUGUUUUAAGGUGCAGGAAGUAGAACAAGAUCCCUUUGUUUAGCAUUAUAUUUAAUUUCUAGAGAAGUUUUGUUAAACUCAUAGAACUUUAAAAUUAGGAUGCACUCAUCUACUCAACCCCUUUUAUUUUGCACAUGAGGCUGAAAGGAUAAAUGACUUCUGAAAGUCACAGCUAGUGAUAGAGCUAUUACUAGAAUCUAAGUCUCUUGUAGUAAACCUUUAAACCAUACUUGCUUCCUUCUCAUUAUUUGUUAAAUGGUGGUGCGUAUUGAAUUUGGAACAACUGAUAACCUUAAAAUAUUGUUGGAGAAUAUGAGUUGCAGCCAAAAUAGGACUUCAGAGAGAACAGAGACUUUUAACCCUUUCUCCCCAAAGAGAAAAGGCACAGUAAAUAUCAAGCUCUCUUAUAUAAUCAGAUAAGUUACUCCUCCCAUUGGGAAGACAAGUAAAGAUGGCAGAGGAACCUGAACUCUUUUCUCCAGUAUUUUUCCUUCUUGGGGAAUGAAACUCAGGUCUCUGGCUCCCUCCGGGCAUUAGGGACAAGGGUUUUUUCCCCCCAAUAAGUAGAACCAGUUCUUCAAGUUCAGUGUUUUGUUAGACUGUUCAGUGUUUUGUUAGACUAUGGUAAAUGCUCUGAAUAUUUAGAAAGUUAAAUAAUUUUCUACCCUAAUUCCCCCCCACCAUUACUCUCUUCAUAAUAGUUUGAUAGCCCUCGAUUUUGUUUUAUUUUUGCCAGUUAAUUGCUUUUGCAAGUGAUAACUCAAAGAAGGAGCAGGGAGAGCUGGAAUCUGCACUUGUACCCUCUGAUUCCUUAUAAAGUUGCAGUUUUUUAGAAAACUUAAAUAAGAAAAAAUUUAGAAUUUUUAUUUGUGUGUAGAUGUUUGAUGCUAAUUUGGUGCAUCCUUGCCUAGCACAGAAUCCUCUUAUGUUACUCUACUUACUUUCUUUUCCCCUUGGGUCACCUGGGUUUUUACUGUCCCCAUUAGCAGUAAGUACUUUACUUAGAAGAUCUUAAGCUGCGCAUUUGAGCUGAAAGUAUUACAAUAAAUGUACACUUGGGUUUACUGUACUUCUAUCAAGAGCCUUUUGAAUGACUGAAAUAUUAAAGAGAAAGAAGUGUAUCUGUAGAAAGAGGUAGGUAGUGUUUCUUGGUAGCUUAUCUGAAAUCUAAGAUGCUGCAUCUGCAGAUUGUUUUCCGUCAUCCAGGAUCUUUAUUAAAUGUCAUCUGGGAGCAUAGCACAGCGAGUAGAACUCCUUGUUUCUUGGGGUAGGAUGGGUCAGGGAUCCUAAAAAGGGCCAAAUAGAACUAUCAGAGCAAUUCUUUACCCGCAAGAAUCGUUAAGCCAUCUUCUUGGUCUGAUUUUGAUUUUGUUCUUUUUUUCAAUGUCACUGCGGUACAGAUAAGCAAGACAUGGUUUGUAUUUGAAGACGUCAUAGUUUAUGUGAUGCUAUGUGAUGAUGAAACUCUUGACUUCCAAGCACUGUCAUUUAUUUUGUAGUUAGGGUGACUAUGUACUCUGGUUUUCUGGAGACAGUGCCAGUUUACCCCUAUUUUUCAGCAUCCUAUCCGGUUCAUUUCUGUUGCUCCCCUUUCACUCUCAAAUGUCUUCUUUUGGACAUUAAAUUAUUAUGGUCUUCCUAGUUAUAGGUAAGCCAUGCUUGGAUUGAAAUCUUAAUUGUGAGGAAAGGAUCUGUUAAAGUAGGUGUCAGUGGAGUUUAUAGUUUCCGCUGCAUCACGCCAUAGACUUGUGAUUAAUGAAAUCAUCCCACAUUAGCAUCAAAUUUCUUAUUUUAGUUAUAUAAAUUAAUAUUUAUGACCAUGUUAUCCCAGACAAAAUGUUCAGACCAGAAAUGACAAAUCCUUAGAAAAGCAGUGAAUUUCUAGAUUAUAGCUAAAAAUGUCUUCUGUCUCUUAUUGUUAGCUCAUUUUACUUGCACCAUAAUUAUAAUAUUUGGUAUGCUUCUGUAUUUAAUACUUAAAUCAAACUUUAUAAAAAUCGUAGAUCAAGGCUUUAAACUUAUAAGCAUUUCUUCACAGUCCAUCUAUGGAAUAUCAUAGGUUCCCAAUCCUAGGCUUGAACAGUGGUCAGUGUCCAGCCAGGCCAGCUUCCAAACUGCCAUGAAGUUGUAUAAUAUAAGAUUGAAUCACUGCCAAGCAUUUGAAAUAUUCAGUUGUGUUUUAAUAAUAAUUUAUGUAUAUUUAGAUGUAUGUAAUGCUUUGUGGGACGUUAUUUUGUUUGUAAGAAUUUAUUUUUAAAGGUCAGGAUCAUUUGUAAACUUUUAAUGUCAGUUCGAUGCAAUGUUGGCUCCUUUGACAGUCGCUGAGAAAUUAGUAAAUGUUAAGAUCUCGUGUUCUACAAAGCUAUUGUAGUGUUACCUCUUGGUUUUCUUUAGAAAGGAGGAAACCUGUUAACCAGCUAUUUGAUUUUUUUCCUACAGAGAGUUAUAUGAACUUCUGAAAGUAUAUGAUUUUAGAUACUGUGAAUCUGUUGUUUUCCAUUUAGCCAGAUAGCUGCUUAAAUUAUUCAGGCCCAUGGUCUAAAGAAUUCAUUUUGACAGAUCUCCCAUUCAUGGGUGUACAUGUGUGCACACACACUAUCAAGACUGUUAAAGCUUUUGCUAAAAAUGUCUGUGGACUGGCUGUGUUUACAAUCUGUACUUCAAAGAUAAAGGAACCUGCAAGCCCUCCCCUGUGCCAAAAGUAACAUGUACAGUGUUUACAAAUGUCUGAAAUUUUGCACUGCCAUACGCUAUGCUGAGAUUACUUUGCUGGAAUUUCCCAGAUUUGUGAUUAGCUGAGGAGGAAUAUAGAGGACCCUAAAGCUAAACUGGAAAUGAGGAUUAUCUGAGGUAGUGGUUCAAGUAGCUCCCCAGACCUAAUCUGAAGACAGUUUUCCAGAUGGCCUUGAGAUAUCCUUUUCGUUGACAGAGCUUUCCUUGUUUGCCAUUGCUAUAUUCUUUCUUUAAGAGCCACAGAUCUCUUCUCUCCUAUGGGAGAAUGUCCUAUUAGCAUUUUGAGAUCUUUUAAUGCAAUGAACGUGCAAUCCCAAAUAAUUCUACUGUUGGUGAAUGUGGCAUUGUUAAAGAGCAUAUUAUAAUAAACCUACACUUGGGUUUACUGUACUUCUUUCAAGAGCCUUUUGAAUGACUGAAAUGUUAGAGAAAGCAGUGUAUCUGCAGAAAGAGGUAGUUAGUAUAUCUUGGUAGCUUAUCUGAAAUCCAAGAUGCUGUUUCUUCAGAUUGUUUUCCUUCAUUCAGGAUCUUUAUUAAAUGUCUUCUGGGAACAUGGCACAGCAAAUAGAACUCCUCAUUUCUUGGGGCAGGAUGGGUCAAGGAUCCUAAAAAGGGCCAAAUAGUGCUGUCAGAGCAACUCCUUUCUCGAAUAGUUGCUGUAAUAGUUGCUGUAAUUUGGCAAAUUGACAUUAUUAUAACAGUCUAUUAGAGCAUCUAAUUUCUUAUCCUAAGGCUUUUUUUUUUUUUUAAACAGUAAGUACUUUGAUGUCAGACAUUUCCCCUUCCUUCCUUCCAUCCUGUUGCUCUUUUUUCUUGGAGUUCAAAGUUAUUAUCUACUUCUGAAUAUUGCUUUUAUACCAAAGGCCUUCUGUAUUACCCCUUGGGUGGUUGUAACUACAGUAUCUUUAGAUAAGGUUCCUCUUUUCCAGCCAGUCCUGGGGAUUGUUUCUCUUGCAGAGUUAGGUGGUAGAUUCUAGCAAUAAGAAGGAAAGAUAUGACAUCAGAACUACCAUCUAGUACAAAACAACGGUAGUUGAGGAUUUGUGUGUAUGAUGGGGCAACAGGGGAUUUAGUUCCCCUAUUGUCUCAGCAUUUAGAAAUUGAGGUCAGCCUGUCCUCUUCCUACAGGAAGAUUAUUAUUAAUUUUUAACUCUAUUUUAUUUUGGAGUAUAAGUGAUUAACAGUGUGUUUCAGGUGUACAGCAAAGUGAUUCAGUUAUACAUGUAUCUGUUCUUUUUCAAAGUCUUUUCCCAUUUAGGUUGUUAUAUAAUAUUGAGCAGAGUUCCCUGUGCUAUACAAUAGGUCUUUGUUGGUUAUCCGUUUUAUUUAUUUAUUUUUUAACUUUUUAUUUUAUAUUGGAGUAUAGCCAAUUAACAAAGUUGUAAUAGUUUCAGGUGCACAGCAAAGUGACUCAGUCAUACAUAUACAUGUACCCAUUCUCCCUCAAAGUCCCCUCCCAUCCAGGCUGCCACAUAACACUGAGCAGAGUUCCCUGUGCUAUACAGUAGGUCCAUGUUGGUUAUCCAUUUUAAAUAUAGCAAUGUAUACAUUUUGUUCCCUACAGUUUGCCUCAUUUUUUCCACUUCCUUUUUCAUAAAGAAUCAAAAUGUCUCCUUUGGUUUUUUCUUUCCCCCUUUAGAAAGUUAUAGAACAUGUUUUAAAGGAGGAAUGAAAUGUUUCUGGCUUCCUCAGCACUUGGCAAAGCAGCCUCUUGAAUAGAACUCUCUCCUAGUCUAUAGCUAGGAGCUGUUAAGUGCCUCUUGGAUAGAGAUAAGGAGUAAGAUUAUUCCACCAUGGUGAGUCCCAGUCUUGACCUUCUUAAGCCUCAAUUUUUCUCGUCUGUAAAAUGAGUCCACAUACUACUCUUUCUACCUCAUAGUUUGUUGUGGGGAUUAAGUGUGGGAGCGCAAUAGAACCUCUAAUUGCCUUGAAUAAGAUAUUAGAAGUUGUUACGCUUUGGGUAGACCAAGCUCUGGGGUAUAUAUUCAGAAUACCUCAUGUCCUGGAAGCUGAGCAUGAACUCCCCUUUGUGCCUGCCUAGCAGAGCCUAUAUUGCUUCCUUUUACCCAUGCCUCUAGCUCAGAUAUCCUUUGCUUGACAUGAGCUCUUGUCUAGAAGAGUUCUGCCUCUAGGUUCUGAGAGAAGUGUGUGUGUAGAUUUGGCUAGUAGCUACAACUGCCUUGCUAUGGUCUUGGUAUAAAAAAUUCUGUCUUACAUGCACUUAAGUAGAUGGCAUAAAAUGCAGUCAGUAUACAGAAAGCAUGCAAUUUUCCAAAUAACAUAUCUGAUUAGGUAGUCAUAAUUAAUAGGAGUAGCAAAUGUGGUUUCAUAAAAUGGGAAGAAAAAGGCAAUUUAAAAUAACUGAAUAGUGACCAGCCCACCAAAUGAGAAAAGGAGAUAUUUUCAUGAGUUCUUGCCUAAUCUUUAUAAGCACCACUAAGUUAAUAGCUCUGUAUCUUUUCGGUGUUUGCACUAUGUAAUGCUUUUAAUAUCUGUUGAUUCUGUUGUGCUUUUUUUGUGUAUUAAAUAUUUUUCAUUUUGCCA